AUUUUCCAAUUUUUGAUGUUCCUAAGAGGGUCCAGGGGAAGAAAUGGUCAUGUCAACUCUCGGUUUAACGAAUAUAUACCAUGUGAUGCUAUCACCAAUUUUCUCCACGGGAAUGCAGACAACUUCCAAUCAUUUUCCUGGUAGUUUCUGUUGGAGAUUAUAGAAUUCACUUCGGUCGCAUGAUUCAUGGUGUGUUUUGUCAAGUCAACUUAGUAAACGAAUUUCAUUCCCUUGUUUAAUUAAGACAAGAUGAUUGUAGGAGAGAUGGUUCUUUCAGCUUUCUUACAAUCUCUCUUUCAGACGCUGAUGUCUGCACCUUUCAAGAACUUCUUCAAGAGGCGGGAACUGAGUGAGAAUGUACUAGAGAGGCUCAACAUUGCGUUGUUGACAAUAAGUGCGGUUCUGAUAGAUGCAGAGGAUAAGCAGAUUACAAACUCGGUGGUGGAAAAAUGGGUCAACGAGCUGAGAGAUGUUGUUUACCAUGCUGAAGAUGCUCUUGAUGAUAUUGCCACAGAAGCUCUGCGUCUCAACAUAGGAGCUGAAUCUUCUUCCUCCAACAGGCUGAGACAGCUUCGUGGCAGAAUGUCUUUGGGAGAUUUUCUUGAUGGGAGUAGUGAACAUUUAGAGACCCGGCUUGAGAAGGUCACGAUGAGGCUUGAGCGUUUAGCUUCACAAAGAAAUGUCCUGGGUUUGAAAGAGCUUACUGCAAUGACACCCAAAAAAAGGUUGCCAACAACAUCUCUUGUGGAUGAAUCUGAAGUGUUUGGUAGAGCUGAUGAUAAAGAUGAAAUCAUGAGAUAUUUGAUUCCUGAAAAUGGAAAUGAUAGCGGGUUAACCGUUAUAGCUAUUGUUGGCACUGGAGGGGUUGGCAAAACCACAGUUUCACAACUCCUAUACAAUGAUCAACGUGUUCAGAGUCAUUUUGGAACUAGAGUAUGGGUUCAUGUCUCGGAGGAGUUUGACGUUUUUAAGAUCACCAAAAAGGUUUAUGAAUCCGUUACUUCCCGGCCUUGCGAAUUCACCGACCUGGAUGUACUUCAAGUCAAAUUAAAGGAGAGGUUAAUAGGUUUACCGUUUUUGCUUGUUUUAGAUGAUUUGUGGAAUGAAAAUUUUGUGGAUUGGGAUCUUCUACGCCAACCUUUCAUACCUGCUGCUCAAGGGAGCCGGAUUCUUGUGACCACAAGAAGCCAACGUGUCGCAUCCAAUAUGUGUUCUGUCCAUGUACACAACCUUAAGCCAUUAUCUGAUGGAGAUUGCUGGUCGUUGUUCAUAAGAACUGUAUUUGGUAACCAAGAUCCGUGCCUAGAUCGAGAAAUUGGGGAUCUUGCAGAAAGGAUAGUGCAUAAGUGCCGCGGCCUGCCUUUGGCUGUGAAAACACUCGGUGGCGUUCUACGAUUUGAAGGUAAAGUUACAGAAUGGGAGAGAGUUUUGAGCAGCAUGAUUUGGGAUCUUCCAGCUGAUAAGAGCAACCUACUUCAAGUUUUACGAGUAAGCUAUUACUACCUUCCAGCUCACUUGAAACGAUGUUUUGCUUAUUGCUCGAUAUUUCCCAAAGGACAUGCGUUUGAGAAGGAAAAGGUAAUUCUUUUGUGGAUGGCAGAAGGUUUCUUGCAACAGACGAGAAGCAGUAAGAAUCUAGAAGAGCUUGGGGAUGAGUACUUUUCUGAAUUAGAGUCAAGGUCGCUUUUUCAAAAGACAAAGACGAGAUAUAUUAUGCAUGACUUUAUCAAUGAGUUGUCUCAAUUUGCUUCAGGAGAGUUCAGCUCAAAAUUUGAAGAUGGAUACAAACUUAAGGUUUCAGAAAGGACCAGAUAUUUAUCGUACCUGCGAGAUAAUUAUGCUGAGCCUAUGGAGUUUGAGGCUCUUCGCGAAGUCAAGUUUCUCAGAACUUUUCUACCACUCAGCCUCACAAAUUCUUCUCGGUCAUGCUAUUUAGAUACAAUGGUCAGCGCGAAUUUACUUUCAAUGCUUACUCGCGUGCGUGUUUUGUCUUUGUCACAUUACAAGAUCGCAAGGCUGCCGCCAGAUUUUUUCAGGAAUUUGAGUCAUACUCGGUUUUUGGAUCUCUCUCGCACUGAACUCGAGAAACUUCCAAAAUCCCUUUGUUAUAUGUACAACCUCCAGACACUUCUUCUCUCCUACUGUUCCAGUCUGAAGGAGCUUCCUACAGACAUCUGCAACCUCAUCAAUCUGCGGUAUCUUGAUCUGUAUGGAACAAAGCUAAGACAAAUGCCACGAAAAUUCGGUAGAUUGAAGAGCCUUCAGACGCUUACAACCUUUUUUGCAAGUGCUAGUGACGGUGCAAGGAUUUGUGACCUUGGAGAGCUUCAUGAACUUCAUGGAAAACUUAAAUUAGUCGAGCUACAACGAGUUGUGGAUGUCGCCGAUGCUGCAGGAGCAAACUUAUAUAGCAAAAAAUAUCUGAAGGAGAUAGAUUUUGUUUGGAGAACUGGAUCUACUAGCUUAGAGAGCAACACAAAUCCUCACAGGACGCAAAAUGAAGCUGAGGUCUUUGAGAAGUUACGCCCGCAUAGUCAUAUCGAGAAAGUCACCAUUGAGAGAUACAAAGGAAGAAGGUUUCCAAAAUGGUUGAAUGAUUCUUCGUUCUCUAGAAUUGUGUUCAUACGCCUCAGAGAGUGCCAAUAUUGUUCCUCCUUGCCAUCCCUUGGUCAAUUACCAGGUCUCAAAGAACUUUACAUUUCAGGAAUGGCUGGGCUUAGACGGAUAGGUACUGAGUUCUACUUCAGCGAUCUACAACUGCGCGAUCGAGAACAACAGCCAUUUAGAUCGCUUGAAACAUUGCGAUUUGAUAACUUGCCAGAUUGGGAAGAGUGGUUAGAUGUAAGUGUCGCAAGAGGAGACUUAUUUCCUUCUCUCAAGAAACUUUACAUACGGAGAUGCCCAGAGCUAACCCGGAUACCGACCAUACUUCCUUCUCUGAUCUCUCUUCACAUCCAUCAAUGUGGCUUCUUAGAUUUCCAGCCAGACCACCACGAAUACAACUAUGGGAACCUUCAAACGCUAAGCAUAAAAAGCAGCUGUGACUCUCUCAUUACAUUUCCUUUAAGCCGUUUCGAAAACCUCGCCGACCUUGAAAUUGAUCACUGCACAUCUCUGCACACUCUUCAGCUCUCAAAUGAACAUUCGUAUGGUCUGAAUGCUCUAAGAAACCUGAGAAUCAAUGACUGUCAGAAUCUGCAGCGUCUUCCAGAGCUAAACUUGCUGUCUCAAAACUUACAGGUAACGAUCUCGAACUGCAGGUAUCUCAGAGUGCCAAUGGAACAACAUCCUCAAUAUCUUCAUCCUCAGUUUCAUCUUCCACGAUCAAACGUUUCAGGUUCACCGAGGUCUCAUGGUUCACACAGAUCAUAUGAUUCACGUUCACCUUCAAGAUAUGACUAAAUCUGAUUCGUUUUCAUCAGUCAAUAACAUUUUUCUUUGUUCCAGUUCAUUGUAGUUUUUUCUUUCUAGUUGUAUAUGUAUAUGUGUACUACUGUUCUGCAUUAUGUUUUCCUCCAGUCAUUGGGGACUUAUUCCAACAAAAUAAAAUUAUACCUUGACACUU
Capsella rubella is the source of this 3565-nucleotide messenger RNA. Its product is annotated as putative disease resistance RPP13-like protein 1. The record is from RefSeq and is a predicted model, not a curated record. Gene Ontology annotation, molecular function: ADP binding; protein binding. Gene Ontology annotation, biological process: defense response to other organism. Bases 250 to 3402 code for a protein of 1050 amino acids. The transcript is spliced from 3 exons. Lineage: Eukaryota; Viridiplantae; Streptophyta; Magnoliopsida; Brassicales; Brassicaceae.